Molecule: messenger RNA, 571 nt
Organism: Cynoglossus semilaevis (tongue sole)
Lineage: Eukaryota; Metazoa; Chordata; Actinopteri; Pleuronectiformes; Cynoglossidae
Product: retinol dehydrogenase 2-like
Exons: 2
Coding region: 24-404 (126 amino acids)
Biological process (GO): steroid metabolic process
Cellular component (GO): intracellular membrane-bounded organelle
Molecular function (GO): oxidoreductase activity
Source: RefSeq, a predicted model, not a curated record
UCUUCUGAUGUUUCAGUUUAAACAUGGCACCAUUUGGAGUCAAGGUCGUGUGCGUGGAACCUGGUUUCUUCAAAACAGACAUGAGUGAUUUAGAGCUGGUGAAGAAAAACUUUAAAAGGCUCUGGGAUCGAUUACCUCAGAAUGUGAAGGACGAUUACGGCCACAGUUUCCUGGGGCAAAUUUGUCAAAGACUGGACGACAAGGUAAAGAAUCUUUUUGACAAAGACCUAAUGAAAGUGGUUCGCUGCAUGGAACAUGGCAUCUGCGCUGUUCACCCUCGCACACGCUACUCUCCAGGAUGGGAUUCCAAGUUUUUCUGGCUGCCUCUUUCAUAUGCACCCACAUGGAUCUCGGAUAGAAUUUUCCUUAGAAAUUCUCCCAAACCGAAAAAAUCUGUACUUUAGAUUUACUACCAAAGCCAGGAUUAGAUUAUACGAACCUAGUGACACAACAACUCAGACUUUUAUAUAUUCUAGCUUCUUAUUCAUAUUACUACACAGAUUUUAAAAUGUUUUAGUACUGCAAAUUAAAGUUAAUCUGGACUGAUAUGUGAGUUAACAAUGUGAUUCUA